Molecule: messenger RNA, 603 nt
Organism: Egretta garzetta (little egret)
Lineage: Eukaryota; Metazoa; Chordata; Aves; Pelecaniformes; Ardeidae
Gene: KCNMB1
Product: potassium calcium-activated channel subfamily M regulatory beta subunit 1
Exons: 3
Coding region: 1-603 (200 amino acids)
Biological process (GO): detection of calcium ion; potassium ion transport
Cellular component (GO): membrane; voltage-gated potassium channel complex
Molecular function (GO): potassium channel regulator activity; calcium-activated potassium channel activity
Source: RefSeq, a predicted model, not a curated record
AUGUUGGGAAAAAAGUUGGUGACUGCACAGAAGCGAGGGGAGACAAGAGCCCUGUGCCUGGGACUGGGAAUGGUCACAUGCUCCAUGAUGAUGUACUUUUUUAUUGGGAUCACCAUUGUGCCAUUCUACACUAAAAGCAUUUGGACAGCACAAACUGUGUGCAAGCUACUCAAAGCCAACAUCAAGGAUGAAGUUCUCUGCCCAAACAGCGAAGGCUCAGAGGAUGAGGAUAUCUUUCCUUAUCCCUGUCUACAGGUGUGGGUUAAUCUGACAGCCUCAGGACAAGAGGUUAUGCUGUAUCAUACCGAAGAUACACUGGAAAAAAAUCCUAAGUGCUCGUAUGUCCCAGGCAAGUCCGAGAACUCUAAAGAAGUUAAAGCACAAAUAGAAAAAAUUGCAAGCAAUUUCAAAAAAUACCAGACUUUCCCAUGUUACUAUGACCCAGGAGGAAAGCAGAUCAAUGUCAUUUUAAGCAGACUUUAUCCCCCGAAAGGCCUCCUCUUUGCUUUCCUUUGGCCUACACUCAUGUUUACUGGUGGAUGUCUGAUUAUUGUACUGGUAAAAAUUAGUCAGUAUUUUUCUGUUCUUUCUGCUUGGCAGUAG